Molecule: messenger RNA, 792 nt
Organism: Ordospora pajunii
Lineage: Eukaryota; Fungi; Microsporidia; Ordosporidae
Exons: 1
Coding region: 1-792 (263 amino acids)
Source: RefSeq, a predicted model, not a curated record
AUGAGUACGACGAACAAAAGGUUUAGGAAUAUCAUUGUUGGUGCGAUUUUUGGUAUGGCAUUUACCAUGAUAACGCUGUAUUUUUUGAGGAUUUUGUUUGAGUAUCAGCAAAGAACUCACAAUUGCCAGGUAUUUUUUGAAUACUUUGAUAAGUUCAGAGAAGUCAAGAAUGGAGCGGAGAACAAGGAUGUGUUUGAUGCAAUUCAAUCAAUAAUUGGUGUUGAUGCAAGCAUUCUUGAAGGGAUGUACUCUGAGAGGAUGAUGAUAGCAGGAGAGGUUGACAACGUCAACAGUCUUGGAUGCAAGUACUUCAAGGAGGCCAUUGCAAAAGCAAAUCAGACCUUGUUUACUAGUCAAGAGCUGAAAAAGGUGAUGGAUGAUAUAAUGACAUUUGAGAAUGUGAAUGUUCUUAUUGCAAAGGAACUGAUGCUGAGACAAGAGAAAAAAUGUCAGAGCGAGGCAAUAAGUACCAAGAAGGUAGAUAAAGGUUCAGGCGAGCAGGAAAAUGAUGCUACGAAUAUUGAUAUACUCGUAAAGGCGUUUAUAUAUAUACUGGUAAAGGAAAAUUUGAAUACAAGCAUAUACCAAUCGUAUCUUGAUCAUAUUAAUAAUGACGACGAUGUUACUAAGAACCACAUUAGUAAGAUUAGCAUGAGCAAGGAUUUGCUAGCUAUUGAGAUUGCCAUCAAGGGAAGCAAUAGCGAUUCGCCAAUUAGCAUAUAUAACUUUAUGCGAAUUGUGAUGCUUGAGAUCAAUAAUCUUAUUCCUCGAAUUAUUUCGGAAUCUAAGUAA